CAAUUUCAACUCCAAAAGUCUAAAUUAAAAAAAAAAUCGGCGGUUUCUUGCGCGUCCCGCGGGCAAGAGCCGAAUACCUAACCUAACUUAAAUUCGACCUAACCUAACUAAUUAAUCUGCUGUUUAUCCGUCACUUACACGUCGCAGGGGAGCCCAGGGGAGUUCUAUACUUGUGACAAUUUUGAUUUCAGGCGAUGCAAUGGAGACCGUACCGAAAGACUUGCGUGGACUGAGAGCGUGUUUGGUAUGCUCAUUGGUUAAGACCUUCGACCAAUUCGAGUUUGACGGAUGUGACAACUGUGACGAUUUUCUACGUAUGAAGAACAACAAGGAUAAUGUUUUUGACUGUACGAGUUCAAACUUUGAUGGAAUGAUUGCUGUAAUGAGCCCAGAAGAUAGCUGGGUAUGCAAGUGGCAGAGAAUAAAUCGUUUUUGUAAGGGUGUUUACGCCAUAUCAGUAUCAGGACGAUUACCAGCUGGUGUCAUCAGAGAAAUGAAGAGCAGAGGAAUAAUAUAUAGGCCGCGCGAUACCAGUCAACGUUAAUUAUUCGAGAUUUCUAUGUAUGAUGUAAAUAUUGAAUUUUCCUUGAUACUUUAUAAUUAGAUCAAUCGAGAUACGAUCAUUGUUCAUUUUGUUAAGUUAAAUAUUAUACAAAUAUUCUUGCAUGGCCAAUUUAAUUACAACAUCGUAUGUCAUCCAGAAUUUCUGAAAAAUAUAAGUUUAAUAAACGAUUUAUAUUUAACGAUUUA
Molecule: messenger RNA, 750 nt
Organism: Temnothorax curvispinosus
Lineage: Eukaryota; Metazoa; Arthropoda; Insecta; Hymenoptera; Formicidae
Gene: spt4
Product: transcription elongation factor SPT4
Exons: 5
Coding region: 200-544 (114 amino acids)
Biological process (GO): positive regulation of DNA-templated transcription, elongation; regulation of transcription elongation by RNA polymerase II; mRNA processing
Cellular component (GO): DSIF complex; nucleus
Molecular function (GO): RNA polymerase II complex binding; zinc ion binding
Source: RefSeq, a predicted model, not a curated record